Xenopus tropicalis (tropical clawed frog) is the source of this 3584-nucleotide messenger RNA. Lineage: Eukaryota; Metazoa; Chordata; Amphibia; Anura; Pipidae. The record is from RefSeq and is a predicted model, not a curated record.
ACCUAACUACGCUUCCAUUGCCAACUGCCGGUACUUAGCCCCCAUCUGUAAUGCAUUUCUACAUAUUUCCCUUAUUCCUGGACACCUGACAAGCCCCCGUAGCCCAUUCCCAGGCUGUCACAUGGUUCCGUGACGACUGAGCUUCCCAGACACUGGCUAGCGGCUACAGCUUACACACUUCCCCAUGUGACAUUCCGCUCCCGCCCACAUCUUGGUCACAUGGUUGUGACAUCACCACUUCCUCACAGGCGUUCCAUUCUAGAGCUGGAAGCAGAGUGAUUAUGCCGACGACCCAGCAGUCCCCCCAGGAUGAGCAGGAGAAGCUCCUGGAUGAAGCAGUUCAGGCUGUAAAGGUUCAGUCUUUCCAGAUGAAAAGAUGCCUGGAUAAAAACAAGCUGAUGGAUGCUCUUAAACAUGCCUCUAACAUGCUGGGUGAGCUACGGACAUCAAUGUUGUCUCCAAAGAGCUAUUACGAGUUGUACAUGGCUAUAUCGGACGAACUGCACUAUUUAGAGGUGUAUCUCACAGAUGAGUUUGCAAAAGGAAGAAAAGUAGCUGAUCUCUAUGAGCUUGUACAAUAUGCUGGGAAUAUUAUCCCCAGGCUUUACCUGCUGAUCACUGUUGGAGUGGUAUAUGUCAAGUCUUUUUCCCAGUCGAGGAAGGACAUUCUGAAAGAUAUGGUAGAGAUGUGUCGUGGUGUCCAACAUCCUUUAAGGGGGCUCUUUCUCCGGAAUUACCUUUUGCAGUGCACCAGGAAUAUUUUGCCAGAUGAGGGGGAGCAGACAAAUGAGGAAGUGACAGGAGACAUAAGUGACUCAAUGGAUUUUGUGUUACUGAACUUUGCGGAAAUGAACAAGCUGUGGGUGCGAAUGCAGCACCAGGGUCACAGUCGAGACAAAGAGAAAAGGGAGCGCGAGAGACAGGAGCUUCGAAUCUUGGUGGGAACAAACUUAGUCAGACUAAGCCAACUGGAAGGUGUCAACGUGGAGAGAUACAAACAGAUUGUGUUGCCUGGAAUAUUAGAACAAGUUGUAAACUGCAGAGAUGCUCUCGCGCAAGAAUACCUCAUGGAGUGCAUAAUUCAGGUUUUUCCAGAUGAAUUUCACCUUCAGACCCUAAACCCUUUCCUUAGAGCUUGUGCUGAGCUCCACCAAAAUGUGAAUGUGAAGAAUAUCAUUAUUGCUUUAAUUGACAGGCUAGCUCUGUUUGCACAUCGGGAAGAUGGGCCUGGAAUACCAGCAGAUAUCAAGCUGUUUGAUAUUUUCUCUCAGCAGGUGGCCACAGUAAUACAGUCCCGGCAGGACAUGCCUUCAGAAGAUGUGGUUUCCUUACAAGUGUCCCUCAUUAAUCUUGCCAUGAAAUGCUAUCCAGACCGAGUUGAUUAUGUCGAUAAGGUCCUUGAAACAACUGUGGAAAUCUUUAACAAACUCAACCUCGAGCACAUUGCCACAAGCAGCGCUGUUUCCAAGGAACUUACCAGACUUUUAAAAAUACCUGUUGAUACCUACAACAAUAUCCUGACUGUGUUGAAGCUGAAGCAUUUCCAUCCUCUCUUUGAAUAUUUUGACUAUGAGUCUAGAAAGAGCAUGAGUUGCUAUGUUCUUAGCAAUGCACUGGAAUACAAUACAGAGAUUGGCUCCCAAGAGCAGGUGGAUGCUAUCAUGAACUUGGUUUCAACGCUUAUACAGGAUCAGCCUGAUCAGCCUGCAGAAGAACCAGAUCCAGAGGACUUUGCAGAUGAACAGGGUCUUGUAGGCAGAUUUAUUCACCUGUUACGAUCAGAUGAUCCUGACCAACAGUACUUGAUUUUAAACACAGCUCGGAAACACUUUGGAGCGGGUGGGAAUCAGCGAAUACGUUUCACGUUGCCGCCAUUAGUUUUUGCUGCCUAUAAGCUUGCAUUCCGAUACAAGGAAAAUGCCAAAGUGGAUGACAAAUGGGAGAAAAAAUGUCAAAAGAUCUUCUCCUUUGCACAUCAGACAAUCAGUGCAUUGAUUAAAGCUGAACUGGCGGAGUUGCCCCUUAGACUUUUCCUCCAGGGUGCAUUGGCAGCCGGCGAAAUUGGAUUUGAAAACCAUGAGACAGUGGCCUAUGAAUUUAUGUCUCAGGCUUUCUCCCUUUAUGAAGAUGAAAUCAGUGAUUCUAAAGCACAGCUAGCAGCUAUCACGUUAAUAAUUGGAACUUUUGAGAAGAUGAAGUGCUUCAGUGAGGAGAACCAUGAGCCUCUGAGAACACAGAGUGCGCUUGCGGCUUCCAAGUUACUGAAGAAGCCUGACCAGUGCAGAGCAGUUAGCAUCUCCGCUCACCUCUUCUGGUCUGGGCGCAACACAGACAAAAAUGGCGAGGAGAUUCAUAGUGGCAAGCGAGUCAUGGAGUGUUUGAAGAAAGCUCUUAAGAUCGCUAACCAAUGCAUGGAUCCCUCUCUCCAAGUCCAGCUCUUCAUCGAAAUUCUGAAUAGAUACAUUUACUUUUAUGAAAAGGAAAAUGACGGGGUCACUGUCCAAGUUUUGAACCAACUCAUCCAAAAAAUCAGAGAAGACCUUCCAAAUCUGGAUGCCACAGAGGAAACUGAUCAAAUAAGCACCCAUUUUAAGAACACACUUGAACAUUUACGCCUGCGGAAAGACUCACCAGAGGGCGAUGGUCCAAUAUACGAGGGUCUUGUUCUUUAGACAGAGAACCCGCUUCAUGUUUGACCUAAUCCUUUCUUUCCAUUAACAUAAAUGUUUGUAUCUUUUUUGUUUUUGUUAUGCCUUUUGACUUUCUUACUCAAAUUAUAUUUUUUCUCCAUAGAUUGUGCCUUUUGGAAAUGCCAAGUAGACAGACCGUUAAUUUCCAUUUUAGAAACUCCUUUAAGCACUUGAAUGCAUUAACUUAUCUAUGGCGAAUGGAGGGGCCUUCAGAAUGGGCCAUGAAGCGUAUAUUUGGCACUAGGUAGUACAUCUUCUGAUCAUUGAGUAACCCUUCUAAUGUUGUAGGGGAUUACAGAUGCCUUACACAUUUACUAUUCAGGGCCACUGUAUUGGAAGGUGAAGCUGUCAAGCUCAAAACCAUAAAAGCGGUUAGCCUUUCUAGUAGAGUGGGCUUUAUUGGAAAUAAAAAGUCUGUUCUGUCUGCUGCUGUUUUUUCCUAUACUGUACUGCUGGAGAACCGAUCUUAUAUCUCCUCUGUGCUGUAUAAUUGGCUUAGAGUAUUAUGGAGUAUCUCACCUAUGAGUCACUGUUUGUGGGCUUAAGCUGUUGGUUUCAUUUAAAGCAGGAACAGCUGUGCAUUGUACCCUAACACCCUGUCUCUGUUAAUGCAUGCCUAGAGAUGUUUCAAACGCCAUGUUUCAAAAAGAGAAGCUAUAUUUUGCAUAACAAAGUUCUGUGACGUUCAGUUGAGAGCCAGUACUGUGCGCAGAACUUAUUUAUCAAUAGAGUUUUGUUCUAUAUAGUAUAAAAUUGAUUGCAACAGAGAAAAUGUGUUAUCUAUAUAGUGUAUGUAUUCCCAUUGCCAUUGUAAAUUUAGGGAUAAAUCAUCGCACAUUUAUUUAGGCUCAUCAUUUGCAUCUGUGAUAUAAUAAAAUUGCUAUUAACAGGUUA